AUGGCCCCCCUCUCCUCUGCCACCAUCACCGCCCCUUCCUUGGCCGCGCCGGCCGCCCGCGCCGUCGCCAGGAGGUCCUUCACCGUGCGCGCCUCUCUCGGCAAGGCCGCCGGCACGGCUGCCGUGGCCGUGGCCGCCAGCGCCCUGCUUGCCGGCGGCGCCAUGGCCCAGGAGGUGCUGCUGGGCGCAAACGGAGGCGUGCUCGUCUUCGAGCCCAGCGAGUUCACCGUCAAGGCCGGCGACACCAUCACCUUCAAGAACAACGCCGGGUACCCGCACAACGUCGUCUUCGACGAGGACGAGGUGCCCAGCGGCGUCGACGCCACCAAGAUCUCGCAGGAGGAGUACCUCAACGCGCCAGGCGAGACCUACUCCGUCACCCUCACCGUGCCGGGCACCUACGCCUUCUACUGCGAGCCGCACCAAGGGGCCGGAAUGGUCGGCAAGGUCACCGUCAACUAA
Messenger RNA from Miscanthus lutarioriparius, 462 nucleotides. Lineage: Eukaryota; Viridiplantae; Streptophyta; Magnoliopsida; Poales; Poaceae. The record is from the annotation of a GenBank genome assembly.